AUGCCCCUCGUUGCCGCCAAGACGUCGACUAAUGCCACGGCCGCCACGAAGCGUGCCGAGGCGGAGCAGCUGAAGCGCCUCAUGGCCCUUUACCGCGCCGUGUGUGUGCGCCAUGACGAGCUCGGCAUGGAGAUUGUGCUCAACGACAUACUUGCCUUACUCACCAGUACGCACCAGCACGAGCAGGCAGAGGCGUUCAUCGCGACAUGCAACAUUACCCUGCCGCAUCGCGCGAACAACCAGGCUGCUCGCUACUUUUACUACGUCGGUCUCACACGUGCGCUGCGGCUCGAGUACGUCGACGCGCAUCAGUGUCUGCAGCAGGCACUGCGUAAGGCACCGGAGCGCGCCUUCGGCUUUCGCAUCGCGACGACAAAGCUGUCUUUGGUAGUUCAGCUGCUUCUUGGUGAAAUUCCGCCUCGCUCUGAUUUCCUCGCCAAGGACAUGCGCGACAGUCUCGCGCCGUACUUGCAACUCGCCUCGUGCGUGCGCUUUGGGCAAGUAGACCGCUUCAUGACGGUUCUGCGCGAGCACCAGGUGACCUUCGAGCAUGACCGCACCCACUCCCUUAUCCUGCGUGUCCAUCAGCACGUCAUCAAGACAGGACUGCGCCGCAUCUGCCAGGCGUACAGCCGAAUCAGCAUCUCCGACGUGUGCUCAAAGCUCGCCAUGAGCAACGUGUCGGAUGCUGAGUACAUCCUCUCCAAGGCUAUCCAUGAUGGUGUGAUUGAUGCCGUUCUAGACAACGAAAAGGGCGAGCUCAUCUCCAGCGAUAGCAUCGACGUCUACUCCACCUCUGAGCCGCUUUACGCGCUGCAGCGCCGCAUCCAGUUCCUGAACUUGACGCACAACGACGCCAAGCGCGCCAUGCGCUACGACGUGACGGACCCCGAGAUUAUCGAGGAGCGUCGCAAGGAGGCUAAAGCGGAGCGCGAUGAGCUGGAGCGUGCCAUCCAGGAUGAGUCUACUGGGAUCGACAACGUGAACUUUGAGGACGGCCUGUAG
Leishmania braziliensis MHOM/BR/75/M2904 is the source of this 1005-nucleotide messenger RNA. RefSeq names its product putative proteasome regulatory non-ATP-ase subunit 3. The transcript has a single exon. Gene Ontology annotation, molecular function: enzyme regulator activity. Gene Ontology annotation, cellular component: proteasome complex; proteasome regulatory particle, lid subcomplex. Lineage: Eukaryota; Euglenozoa; Kinetoplastea; Trypanosomatida; Trypanosomatidae. Bases 1 to 1005 code for a protein of 334 amino acids. The record is from RefSeq and is a predicted model, not a curated record. Gene Ontology annotation, biological process: regulation of protein catabolic process; ubiquitin-dependent protein catabolic process.